This is a messenger RNA of Cucumis sativus (cucumber), 1810 nucleotides long. Its product is annotated as glutathionyl-hydroquinone reductase YqjG. Bases 479 to 1486 code for a protein of 335 amino acids. The record is from RefSeq and is a predicted model, not a curated record. The transcript has 5 exons. Gene Ontology annotation, cellular component: cytoplasm. Lineage: Eukaryota; Viridiplantae; Streptophyta; Magnoliopsida; Cucurbitales; Cucurbitaceae. Gene Ontology annotation, molecular function: glutathione transferase activity.
UUCUGUUCCCUUUUUCUUUUCAAUUCCUCCUGUUGUUAAAUUCCGUGAAUCUUUUAUUUUAAUAUUAAUUUUCAAGUGUUCCAUUACCAUAUAUAUUACUAAAUUAUAUGGGUGUUUGUGCGACUUCAAAUCUCGAGGUUCUAGUUCAAAUAUUACCAGGAUCGUUAUUGCUUUAAAUAUUAUGACCCUUAAUUCAAUCAUUUGUACCACGUAUUUGUUCUGUUGGAUGAGGGUAUGAAUUUCUGUUUUUGGGUUGAUCCAGUUGUCAAUUUUACCUUCUUGAGUUUCACUUCCUAAUUUGAUUGUCCUUAAUUUUCUUUCCCGUUGGAUCUGGAAUGAAAUCGUUGAGCUCAACAAAAGAAAAGAGGAGAUGGGGUUUGAAUUUUUUUAAAGAAAUGGAAACGGGAAUUCUGAUUUGCCCUUGAACUCACUCCAAGUGAAGAGUCAUUUUGAUUUAUAUGUGUCUAUUAAUAAAUUUAUGGAGCAUUCUUCCAGGUUUUUCUGCAAAAUGGCACGCUCAGCGCUCGAUGAAAUGUCUACAACAGGUGCUUUUGUAAGAACAGCUUCGACGUUUCGAAAUUUGAUUUCACGAGAUGGAUCCUCCCAGUUUCCAUCAGAAUCUGGGAGAUAUCAUCUCUACAUAUCAUACGCUUGUCCUUGGGCUUCCAGGUGCCUUGCCUAUUUGAAACUCAAAGGACUCGAAAAAGCGAUCAGUUUCACGUCAGUCAAACCAAUAUGGGAAAGAACCAAGGACUCUGAUGAUCAUAUGGGAUGGGUUUUUCCUAGCUCUGAUACAGAGGAGCCUGGUGCCGAACCUGACCCUUUGAAUGGAGUUAGAAGUCUUAGAGAACUCUAUGAACUUGCAAGUACAAAUUACAGCGGGAAGUAUACAGUUCCAGUUUUAUGGGAUAUGAAACUCAAAACAAUUGUUAACAAUGAGAGCUCAGAGAUAAUUCGCAUGCUUAAUACUGAAUUCAAUGAUAUAGCUGAGAAUCCACAUCUGGAUCUCUAUCCCACUCACUUGCAAGCUCAAAUUGAUGAGACUAAUGAUUGGAUAUACCGUGGCAUUAAUAAUGGUGUUUAUAAAUGUGGUUUUGCAAGGCAGCAACAGCCUUAUGACCAGGCUGUGAAAGAGUUAUAUGAAGCUUUAGACAGAUGUGAGGAAAUACUUUCGAAGCAACGUUACCUCUGUGGGAACACACUGACUGAAGCAGACAUUCGGCUGUUCGUCACCAUUAUAAGAUUCGACGAGGUUUAUGCAGUUCACUUCAAAUGCAACAAGAAACUACUGAGAGAGUAUUCAAAUCUGUUCAAUUACACCAAAGAUAUAUACCAAACUAAAGGGGUAGGCAGCUCUGUAAAUAUGGAACAUAUAAAGAAGCAUUAUUAUGGAAGCCAUCCUACAAUCAAUCCAUUUGGAAUCAUCCCUCUUGGCCCAAAUAUUGAUUACUCUUCUCCUCAUGAUAGAGAUAGAUUUUCCUCAUAGUUUUGUAUCGUAUACUCUUACUUCAAGAGCUUGUGUGUUCGAGUUUUACAUAUUAUACUUCAGUUUCUCAUUGAUAGAGAUAAAAGACAGAUUCUCUCAAGAGUUUUGCCCAAGCAGCCAAGGCAUAGACGGAAUAAAAAUGCUCUUAACUGCUGAGUUUUGCAUUUUCUUUAGAGUUCUGCAUUGUAGAAGUGCUUGUUGUGUGGUUGUAACCUUGUAAUUCACCCUGGAUGUUGAGCUUAAAAUUUCAAUUUGAAAAAAUAAACAUGUAACUGAAUAAUUGUUUUUGUUAUAUAUAUAUUUUGCACGCAUCAUUAUGAUGGA